Vigna angularis (adzuki bean) is the source of this 3257-nucleotide messenger RNA. RefSeq names its product protein GAMETE EXPRESSED 2. The coding region runs from base 1 to 3153 and encodes 1050 amino acids. Lineage: Eukaryota; Viridiplantae; Streptophyta; Magnoliopsida; Fabales; Fabaceae. Gene Ontology annotation, molecular function: actin filament binding. The transcript is spliced from 15 exons. The record is from RefSeq and is a predicted model, not a curated record. Gene Ontology annotation, biological process: pollen sperm cell differentiation; actin cytoskeleton organization.
AUGGAGAUACUAGCACGCACACUCAUUGCCAUUUCACUCUGCGCUCUCUCUUUCUUCUCAGUUUAUUGUUCUCAAUAUCUUACUUCAGAUAGAUCACAACUUCCCCUGUUCGCUUUUAGUUGGUGGGAUGACAAGGGCACAUUCCAGGCCGGUGACACAGCAACCAUCAAAGUAAAAGUGCUUGAGAAUGCUGAUAAGAUUGACAAAAAAGUUUUCAAUCCCACACUAACUGUGAAUGGAAAGGAAGGGAACAGUUCCUAUGUGUCUACUGUGUUGUCAGAUUUCGAAGGAGACCCAAAUGAAUGGAAGAUCUUCUUCACCCCCAUCAGGGUUGGAUUGUUUAAUGUACUCAUCAGUGAGGAGCGUUAUAAAGUUGAUGAUUCAUCUUUGCAUUUCCAAGUUGAACCAGGGAACAUGUACCCGUCUGUGUGCGUUGCAUCAUGGAAAGGAGUGAGACAUGAGUACGAAGCUGGUUCAAAAGCUACGCUUAUGGUGCUACUUAAAGAUGCAUUUGGGAACGGUAUCUCUAAGACGACUCAAGUGUCCUAUUUGCCUGAUUUCAAGUUGUCUGUUUUGCAUGAAAAUGGCGCUGUUGCAAGUGCUCCAGAUAUCUUUAACAUGGGGUGGACUGAGUUUGAUUAUAUAGUCAUUGAGUUUAUUGUGACGAAAGCUGGAAAGUUCUCAUUGAGCUUAGAAGGAGGAAAUCAAACCUUGAAGGGUUCUCCAUUACCAUUGAAGGUGAAUCCAGGAGCUAUAGAUGUCUCUAACUGUAUCGCCAAAUGGAACGUUGCAUCUCAUGCAUGGCAAUUGUCUUCCAAGAUGGAAAUCUUUAUACAUCAGUUAGAUAAAUACGGAAAUCUGGUUUCUGGACUGUAUCCUUUUGAUUCUGAAGUUGUUGAAACUGACACAAACUUGUCGAUACCAAUAUCAGAUCUCCAUUUUCAAGAAGUGGAUGCUGGAAUUCAGUUGUUUUCGUUUAGCAAUUUUGAGCCAGGGAACUUCCUAUUGACAAUAUAUGAUUCCAAGCAUAAUAAAAGCAUUUCCAACAUGCCAUAUGUUUAUACUGUUUUUAUAGGUUACUGUGAUGGGGUUAAAAGUGUUGUUAAUGGAUCAGGUUUAAAUGAUUCAGUAGCUGGUGUAAAGGAAGAAUUAUCUGUGUAUUUGAAUGACAUCUAUCAAUAUCCUUCCCCUGUCCAAGCAAACAUACUUCAAGUACAAAUUUCAAUAGAAAAUGACUCGUACAGAGUUAUUCCAGUCAUAUAUCCUGUGCUUGACAAUAAUGGUAUUUUCAAAGAUAAACUUCUUGCUACAUUCAUGUAUGAAAAGUCUAAUGGGAGUGGGAGCUUUAUCAUGGCAAGUGAUUUUCGAGUCGAUUACAUACCAGAAAAAAGUGGAUUUUAUGAUAUUAAUGUAUAUUGUGGAAACAUAUUAUUGAAUGAGGGACAUUCUUUCCGAAAAGAGGUAAAAGCAGGUGAAGUAAAUGUUUCCUUGUCAAGUGUCACGAGCUUUUCUCCAAAGGUGCCAAAGCUGUCCAAAAAUGAAAUAAUUGUCCAGCUUGUGGAUUCAUAUUUAAACCCCGUCCUCUCACAACAAUCUAGGUUGAAAUUGGAGAUUGCUUCUGUUAAUAGUUCUGGCUUUUCGACUUUGGACAUUACAGACAAUAAGGAUGGAUCAUACAGCUGCAGUUACAUGGCCAAAGAUGUUGGAACUUACGAGAUUUGUGCUUCCUUUGAUGGCAAAAGUUUCUUAUCAUGUCCCUUCAGUAUCAAUGUGUACAGCAGUGAGUAUUUUCCAAAAGCCAACAAUGAUACAAUAUCUAUUUGGGAGGACCAAUCCGUUGCCUUUGAUGUCUUAACAAAUGAUUAUUUUGCUGGUGAUAAUGCAAGUAUAGUUGAAUUCUCAAAAUCAGAUCACGGUUCACUUAUACAGAAUGGAAGGAUCUUUCGUUACACUCCUUAUAAAGGGUAUUAUGGAAAUGAUUCCUUUUGGUAUACAAUUUCUGAUAUAAAUGGAAAUCUUGCUUCUGCUUCCGUGUGCAUAUUUGUUCUCAAUGUUCCACCUCAGUUUGUUUCUGCUCCAAAUCAACUGCAAGCAACAGAAGAUUCAAUAAGUCCUAGAUUUGGUGGUUUCACCGGGUUUGAGAUAACUUAUUCAAAUCCUAUGGAAAAUAUUUCUGUCAAUCUUAGUGCUCAAUCUGGAAUUGUACUUCUGUCUCCUAUGGCUAUGCAAUUUGGGCAAGUAAUGUGGAGUGAACUUACAUUUGACACAGGAAAUGAAACUGCAACCAGUUUAAUAAUAGAAGGCUCUGUGGAAGUUAUUAAUUUUGCACUUCAGUCAAUUCAGUAUCUGGGAAAUGAAAAUUUUUAUGGAGGAGAUACCAUUCAAGUCUCAACCAGGAAUAAGAACGGAGUAAAUUCACUUGGUGUUCCAAUUUUUGUUGAUCCUAUCAAUGACCCUCCAUUUAUUAGAGCCCCCUACUUCAUCAUAUUGAGGAGUAAUGAAGAUGAGACCCUUAUCUUUGACCAAGAGAAAGAUAAGUUUGACUUUUUCAUUGGAGAUCCCGAUCUUCUUACCUUCCCUGGUGGUCAGGCUCACUUUUUUGUGACGUUCUCCAUGGAAGUAAAUGAUGGAUGGUUGGUGACAAACCUACCAGUUCAUUUGAUCAAUACAACGGAAUUGAAGCAUGGAAUUAAUUAUCAGUGGCAGCCUCUUCAGACAUAUGUUACUAUCUCAGAGCACUUUAUGGUCAAAGCUCAUGGAAUCAGAUUUCAGGCCACAGUCAAUGACUGCAACAGUGUUAUGCAGCAACUGUUCUAUCAUGGAGGUGAGCAUGGAGCUGUUUUAACAAUGACAUUAAAUGACAUGGGAAACUACGGAUGUUUUCCAGAUUGUGCAGAUGGCAUGUCAAUGCCAUUAUACACAGAAGCUACUGUAAAUUUAAUGAGAAAACAACCAAUGAGUUCAUUUCUGGCUCACACCUUAGGAUCAAUCAUUGUCAUUGAAUUUGUUAUCAUUUUCUCUCUUGGAGCCUUGCUUCUUUACUUCACCUGUAAAUGUGCUAUUCUUCUUGCACAUGAAAGAAGAAACAGAGAAGAAAGUUCUUCAGAGUUAUCUAAUUCCAAGAGUUUCCCCAGAGAAACUGUGCCAAGUUGAAGAAUCUAUCAGCUAACCAAUGUUAUUCAUGAUCUGCUAUGUAUUUUAUCUGUAUUUUUAUUAUGCUAAAACAACACAGUUUCGGAAAGUAUGUAUAAUGUUGU